AUGGCGACGAACGGAUCUCGAGAUGCGCCAGACGUGGUCGCACUUCGCAAGCAUCUCGUCUUCUACCCGGACUACCCCAAAUCGGGGGUCAACUUCUGCGACAUUCUUCCCAUCCUGCGCAAUCCGAUCGCAUUCGAAGGUCUUAUCACCCAUCUGCUCUCGCACGUGUUUGGCGUGACGCUGCCCAGGCUGGGAGAUGGAGCAAAGAUCGAUGCUGUGGUAGGGCUGGACGCUAGAGGAUUUUUGCUGGGACCUAUACUUGCACUGCGCCUCGGAGCUGCCUUUGUUCCCGUCAGGAAACAGGGCAAACUUCCUGGAACAUGCGAACAGGCAGUGUAUGCCAAAGAGUACGGAGAGGACAUUUUUGAGGCGCAAGCAGGCUCGGUGCCAGCAGGAGCCAACGUGCUCGUGGUGGAUGACUUGAUCGCGACAGGCGGCUCCGCGAAAGCUGCAGGACAGCUCGUCACAAAGCUUGGCGCAAAGGUGGUCGAGUACCUCUUCAUCGUCGAGAUUCCUUUCUUGAAAGGUGCAGAGAAAUUAGAUGCUCCGGCCUAUUCGUGA
This is a messenger RNA of Ceraceosorus guamensis, 561 nucleotides long. RefSeq names its product adenine phosphoribosyltransferase. Gene Ontology annotation, cellular component: cytoplasm. NCBI's taxonomy places the organism in Eukaryota, Fungi, Basidiomycota, Exobasidiomycetes, Ceraceosorales, Ceraceosoraceae. Gene Ontology annotation, biological process: adenine salvage; AMP salvage. Gene Ontology annotation, molecular function: adenine phosphoribosyltransferase activity; adenine binding; AMP binding. The record is from RefSeq and is a predicted model, not a curated record. The coding region runs from base 1 to 561 and encodes 186 amino acids. The transcript has 2 exons.